UCUUAAUUCGUACAUCGUUGAUCGUAUAUCAACUGUGUUUAUAGUUGCUAGAUUAUUAUGGUGGUUUAAACAAAAAAUCUAAAUAGAUGUAAAGUUUUGCUUUAUUUACCAAAAUGAAUAAAGGUCGGAAUUUUGGAGCUCAAAGAAAAUUUGCCGCUGGUGCCCCUGCACCUAAUAAGUGUCAAACUCCACGGUUGGAAACUCCCACAGAAACCAGGCCUGAUCCAGAACCUAAAGUACAUUUAGUGAAGAAAACACCAACAGUUCUCCUGGACAGACUUACUUUUAAUGAUGUACAUAAGCAUAUUCAGCCAGUGGUGGUACUGAAACGACUACAAACAAGCCAAGUUACUAAAGCUCAGGUACACCAGACUGUGAAUUUAGCAGAUGACCCAGAAGACAGUUAUGACUCUCAAGAUAGUGGUGAGACCUCACUAACUGAAGAUACUUCCUCAAAUGGUUACGAUGCUUUGACCCUUUUACCGCAAUGCGUUACUCCAGAUCCACAAUUCAAUAAAAGAGCUAUCUCUAUAUCUUCAACUAGUGAUGAUGGAAUGCCAGUUCAAAAGAAAGCAAAGACUAGUGUUAUGGAUGAAACUGAUCAAGAAUUUUUUGGCACUCUUAGAAUUCCAGUUCGAAAAAAAAUAAAAACCGUAGUUUUAGAUGCACCUGUGUUUCGACCAACUGUUGAUGAAUUUAAGGAUCCACUUACAUACAUAGAGAAAAUAUUACCACAAGCAUCUAAAUAUGGGUUGUGUAAAGUAAUACCACCAAAUGGAUUCACUCCCCCCUGUAAUCUUGACGAGACAAUGGGCUUUACUGUUACUAAUCAAUAUGUCCAACGAAUGUUCAAACGAUAUGGCCCAGCCACAAAAGAAUUAAGUGCUAUCAAAGCCCUCUUAGCAUCACAGAAAGUGCCAUUCAAGCGACCACCUUUAGUAAGCGGCUUGGAAGUUGACUUACCACACUUAUUCAAACUAGUGCAAGGCAUGGGUGGCCUGAAGAAAGUAACAAAACUACCACAAUGGAACAAAGUGGCCGAACACUUGAAAUGUUGUAAGAACUUGAAAAAUCCCGGGCAGAAAAUAAAACAGAUUUAUGAGAAAUAUCUACUUCCAUAUGAAGUCAUGACGUCGGUGGAGAAACUAAAUUUGACAUUUCAAGUAGAGCAAUUGUGUACCAAACGAUAUUCAAGGAUGUAUAAGCGAGCAAAAAGUCCUUUGCACACACAAAAACAAAUGUUGAAGCAAUGUGACUCGACAGAUUAUGAUUCGUCUGAUGAAAUCUCAAUAAAGGAUCGGAUCAUAUAUAGUGCUCUGGCUGAGACUGAAGACUGCAUUGUUCCUGGUCGGAAUAUGAAAAUCCAGGCAUUUGAAAAAGUAGCUGAAGUCGCUGCUGAAACAUUUUUGUCAUCCCCAAGUCAGACAACAAAUAUGAUAGAGAAAGAAUAUUGGGAGGUUGUUUUGUCAAGGAGAAGGCAUGUGUGUGUUAAUGCGGCUUCAAUAGAUACAGGUGCCACGGAUUAUGGUUUUCCAAAUAAUGAUUCAACAGACCAAUAUAAUACACAUCCAUGGAACAUGAAGCGGUUUAGUAGGAACCCAAAGAAUAUGCUAAGUUUCCUUGGCCCGGUGGUUGGAAUGACUGCGCCUACAUUACACUUGGGAAUGUUAUUUUCGACGAGUUGUUGGCACAGAGACCCCCAUGGCCUCCCGUGGAUCGAGUAUAUGCAUAAGGGAGUGCAGAAAGUAUGGUAUGGCAUUGAUGACACGCAAAGCCAGAAAUUUCGCAAAGCAGUUGAAAAGUUGUGCCCAGCUUUCUCUCAAAAUAAAUCUGUUUGGUUGCCAUCAGAUAUAGCGAUGAUUCCACCGAAACUUUUACAGAAGAAUUCGGUGUCUCUUUGCCGUGUUGUGCAAAAUCCGGGCGAAUUUAUUAUAGUUUGCCCAAAAGCAUAUUCAUCUUCUAUUGCCACAGGCUACACAAUUUCCGAAAGUGUGUAUUUCGCUACCUUGUCCUGGAUUCAAAGUCUUGGUGAAACAUUUGAUACAUUAAAAAGCAGUUGUGAACCGACAAUGUUUUCACUUGAGCAACUGUUAUUUGCUUUUGUAAGAGAUGCCCGUACGCCGCCGUCGGUUUUAACAGCUAUUGAGCCAAUAUUAAAAGAGGUUGUCGACAAAGAGAUAAAAAACAGACGGAAUUUGGAAAAAUUGGGCAUACCUGUGAUGAAGGCCAACCAAGGGAAACCAAAAGACAAUCGCUUUACGAGCCCUGAAGAUGCGGUGAAAGCCAACGAAAAUGCUAUAGAAGAGACCCCUAAGGAAGAUUGGGCCCACUGCUUUACUCGGUGGUUCCAAAGAAUGGUACGAUGUGUAGAGAGGAACGGAGAUUACUUCGAAAAACAACAAAAAUCGUGGCUGAAACCAUCUAAACCGAGUACAUCAAGUGCUUGGAAUGUUUGCGACCAAGACGAGUGCUAUAUAUGCCGGAUGACUUUAUAUUUAUCGAGGGUGCGAGGCGUUUUAGAUAAAAAUUCAGUGUUGUGUCCGGAACACGCGCUGAAGAUAUUGGCACAACCAAAGAAAAGUCAUUUGAUAAAUGAGAGUAAGCGCCUGUCAUUCAUAAUUAUGUACAGCACGAGUGAGCUUGAGGAGCUUUUGGAGUUUCUCAAAGAUCGUCUGAGGAAAAGUUAGCAUAAUAUUCGAGAAUGCGUGGUCCGUCUGCAUUAUGGACAAAUAGACCAGGCUUGUGACAGCGACCGCGUAAGAGACAAUUAAAAUUUACGUCUUUUCAUAUGAUUAGUAUUCGGCUACUCGGCCGGAUAUUGGGCAAGUGAUUGGCCUGUUAAAUGGAACACAUCUCAUGUUGUACUGAAUAUAUUGUGUACCUUCGUAUUAUGAUUAUAAUUAAAUUAUUGAUUUCCUAAUAUUCUUAUUAUUAAAUAAGAUAAUAUUUCUUUUGUUUACAUAUAUUUGUGUGGUCUUUUAAGUAAAUGUCUUUUCUGCGCAUUUUACUGUAGUUGUUAGGGCAUAGACGUAGGCUUACUUUACAAAUGUCACAUAGUAAUAAACAUACCAUUAUUUCGCUAUAGCACCCCGAUGUCUAUGUACCGUACAGUAAUGCAGUGCUGUUACAGUGUUAAUUGUUCAAUGAUUAGUAUUCGGCUACUCGGCCGGAUAUUGGGCAAGUGAUUGGCCUGUUAAAUGGAACACAUCUCAUGUUGUACGGAAUAUAUUGUGUACCUUCGUAUUAUGAUUAUAAUUAAAUUAUUGAUUUCCUAAUAUUCUUAUUAUUAAAUAAGAUAAUAUUUCUUUUGUUUACAUAUAUUUGUGUAGUAUUUUAAGUAAAUGUCUUUUCUGCUCAUUUUACUGUAGUUGUUAGGGCAUAGACGUAGGCUUACUUUACAAAUGUCACAUAGUAAUAAACAUACCAUUAUUUCGCUAUAGCACCCCGAUGUCUAUGUACCGUACAGUAAUGCAGUGCUGUUACAGUGUUAAUUGUUCAAUGAUUAGUAUUCGGCUACUCGGCCGGAUAUAGGGCAAGUGAUUGGCCUGUUAAAUGGAACACAUCUCAUGUUGUACUGAAUAUAUUGUGAACCUUCGUAUUAUGAUUAUAAUUAAAUUAUUGAUUUCCUAAUAUUCUUAUUAUUAAAUAAGAUAAUAUUUCUUUUGUUUACAUAUAUUUGUGUAGUAUUUUAAGUAAAUGUCUUUUCUGCUCAUUUUACUGUAGUUGUUAGGGCAUAGACGUAGGCUUACUUUACAAAUGUCACAUAGUAAUAAACAUACCAUUAUUUCGCUAUAGCACCCCGAUGUCUAUGUACCGUACAGUAAUGCAGUGCUGUUACAGUGUUAAUUGUUCAAUGAUUAGUAUUCGGCUACUCGGCCGGAUAUAGGGCAAGUGAUUGGCCUGUUAAAUGGAACACAUCUCAUGUUGUACUGAAUAUAUUGUGAACCUUCGUAUUAUGAUUAUAAUUAAAUUAUUGAUUUCCUAA
Molecule: messenger RNA, 3985 nt
Organism: Pieris napi
Lineage: Eukaryota; Metazoa; Arthropoda; Insecta; Lepidoptera; Pieridae
Gene: Jarid2
Product: protein Jumonji
Exons: 12
Coding region: 114-2687 (857 amino acids)
Biological process (GO): chromatin remodeling
Cellular component (GO): nucleus
Molecular function (GO): DNA binding; histone demethylase activity
Source: RefSeq, a predicted model, not a curated record